Molecule: messenger RNA, 537 nt
Organism: Rhinichthys klamathensis goyatoka
Lineage: Eukaryota; Metazoa; Chordata; Actinopteri; Cypriniformes; Leuciscidae
Product: coiled-coil domain-containing protein 171-like
Exons: 4
Coding region: 205-537 (110 amino acids)
Source: RefSeq, a predicted model, not a curated record
CUGCAUUCAGCGGAGGUGGAGCAGAGGAACCUGAGACUGGAGCUCACACACACACACACCGGCAGAGACACACACACCGCGUGUGCCCCCCGCCAGCAGCUGGAGCGAGUGUGUGAGGAGCUCAGCUGUGCCCUCCAGAGGGAGCUGCGCGCUCAGGCUCUCCUGCACGACCAGGCCUCUCAGCUGCAGCAACUGGGCCUCAGCAUGGAGCUGCACACGGGGGACGAGCUGGAGAAGGACCGCACGCUCGCACAGGCUGUGCAGAGUUUGUCGGACGCUAAGCUGGAGCUGAGGAGGAAGCAUCAGUCGCUGCGCUCACUGGGGAAACAGCUCAGCCAAUCACAGCAGGAGAACCAGGAGCUGCAGCGCAACAUCAUCAGCGCAGAGAACUCACUGCACACCGCAGCAAAGUUGUUUUGUGUUUGCAGGAAUAAAGAGUCUCUAAUGAGCUACAUGAAGUGUGUGGAGGAGCGUCUGAAAGAGGCAGGAACACACACACACACACACACACACACACAUACACACACACACGUUUGA